Hyaena hyaena (striped hyena) is the source of this 3037-nucleotide messenger RNA. RefSeq names its product solute carrier family 25 member 22 (gene SLC25A22). Gene Ontology annotation, molecular function: L-aspartate transmembrane transporter activity; L-glutamate transmembrane transporter activity. Gene Ontology annotation, biological process: malate-aspartate shuttle; L-glutamate transmembrane transport; aspartate transmembrane transport. The transcript is spliced from 10 exons. Bases 639 to 1610 code for a protein of 323 amino acids. The record is from RefSeq and is a predicted model, not a curated record. Lineage: Eukaryota; Metazoa; Chordata; Mammalia; Carnivora; Hyaenidae.
CCCUGAAGACACACAGGUCUCACGAAUGAGUGGGCACAGACUCCUCCCCCUCCCCCGCCCCGGACCAGAUUCUCCUCGCCAAGGCGCAGGGGUGCCUGGGCACAGAGAGCGCACAGAGUCCUAGACAGAUCCAGCCUUCGGGCUGCAGACGGGAAGCCACUGGGCAGCUGGGGCCGUGGCCGCCGUGGCCUGGGGUGUCUGUGGGCAGCUGGCUUGGCUUCACCGGGUCAGCCUGAGUCAGGCCCACCCCCCUUGGGCCGAUCAAAUCUGAGUCUGGGCCCUGCCUCUCAGAAGCCGCCACGCCCCUUCCCAUCCCUUCUCCCAGGGCUGCGGGGAGCCUAGGCGCGCCCAAAGUGAAAGAGAAAGUCACCCCCCCAAGGCCAGCCCCGCCCCGCCCAGCGGCCAAUCCCUGCCUCUGGCACCUCCCUCAGCCACUGGAUCUCCUCCUUGAGCCCCGCGGGCUGGAGUCCUGGAGGAGCCCGGUCCUGUCCUCAGGAAGAGAAGUGGUGGUUUUGAAAUUCCCCAGAAAGUGGAGGACCGCCCCUCCCCCCUGCCCUGCCCGCCCUCCACCGCCUCUACCUCGUCCGCCCGUCUCCCACGUCCACGUCUCCGGCUCCUUCCAGGGUGUGCUCAGUUAAAUGGCUGAUAAGCCGAUCAGUCUGCCAGCCAAGCUCAUCAAUGGUGGCAUCGCUGGGCUGAUCGGGGUCACCUGCGUGUUCCCCAUCGACCUGGCCAAGACCAGGCUGCAGAACCAGCAGAAUGGCCAGCGCAUGUACAGCAGCAUGUCUGACUGCCUCCUCAAGACCAUCCGCUCGGAGGGCUACUUUGGCAUGUACCGCGGAGCCGCCGUGAACCUGACCCUCGUCACCCCCGAGAAGGCCAUCAAGCUGGCUGCCAACGACUUCUUUCGAUAUCAGCUCUCCAAGGAUGGGCAGAAGCUGACCCUGUUCAAGGAGAUGCUGGCGGGCUGUGGAGCCGGCACCUGCCAGGUGAUCGUGACCACCCCCAUGGAGAUGCUGAAGAUCCAGCUUCAGGACGCAGGCCGCAUCGCCGCCCAGAAGAAGAUAUUGGCUGCCCAGGCCCAGCUGUCGGCCCAAGGGGGUGCCCAGCCCUCUGUGGAGGCCACGGCCACCCCCCGGCCCACGGCCACCCAGCUGACCCGGGACCUGCUUCGGAGCCGGGGCAUCGCUGGCCUCUACAAGGGACUGGGGGCCACACUGCUCAGGGACGUCCCCUUCUCCAUCGUCUACUUCCCCCUCUUUGCCAACCUGAACCAGCUGGGCCGUCCAGCAUCCGCGGAGAAGUCUCCUUUCUACGUGUCCUUUCUGGCUGGCUGUGUGGCUGGGAGCGCGGCUGCCGUGGCUGUCAACCCCUGUGACGUGGUGAAGACCAGACUCCAGUCGCUGCAGCGCGGCGUCAACGAGGACACCUACACGGGGUUCCUGGACUGUGCCAGGAAGAUCCUGAGGCACGAGGGCCCCUCGGCCUUCCUGAAGGGCGCCUACUGCCGUGCCCUGGUCAUCGCCCCGCUGUUCGGCAUCGCCCAAGUGGUCUACUUCCUGGGCAUCGCCGAGACCUUGCUGGGGCUGCUGCAGCGGCCCCAGCACUGAGCCGAGGGACCACCCAUGCCCUCCAGCCGCCUGGGACCAGAGUGGGGCCGGAGCCGGGUGGCCUGGCCAGGACUGUCUGCCCCUCCGCGAGUGGACGGGGGUGUGGGGGAGCAGAGGAGGGGCGCAGGGUCCACAUGGGUGGUGCGCACAGGGCCCCCCGAGGGGUCCUGCCUGCACGACCACUGGGAUCAACGUCUUAUUUAUGUAGAAAAUGCAGAAAUCUUUACAUUCCUGGAGCCAGCCCCUGCCACGGCUCCGCCCCGGCCUGAAUGCCCCCAGGGACAGAGCUGGUCUCUGGGCUGGGGUCCCCAGGCCUGGGCUGGGCAAGCGGGACCCUACCCUCCAGUCUACCAGCUCUCGUCCCCGAGGCUUGGCCCCUAGUCUACAAAGGGGACCCCGCACAAACCUAUUUAUUAACUUGCUGAGCACAAGUGCUCUGUCCACCCCGUGUCCAUCCGUCCAGCCUCCCGUUGCUGCUCUCCUUCUCGCCUCAGCCCGGACCCCACUUUGCCCCCCAGCCAGCCUUGCAGGAGGAUGGGGUCUCCUGCCCCCCGUAUUGAGCCAGGAGUCCCAGAUGGGGGUCGCUGAGUUCUGACUCCCAGGGCAAGCCCCCUACUCUACUGUGGGACCCAGCAUCCCUCCCGGCCGGGCCUCUCUACCCCCAUCCCGGGCUGAGGGCCCGUGGCGCGUGAGGUCCGUGUGCAUGUGCGAAUGUUCUGGGGAGGUUUUGUCCACCAGCCCUCAACCAGCCCAGCCUCUGAGAGACGGGACUGUGGCGGGGCCGCUGGCCUCCCCCUGGGGCCGGGCGUCGUGUGCUGAGCCCUAGGCCCCCCUCUGACCCCAUCCAGGCGUUUGUUGUCCCCAGCCUGGUCCUUGCUGCAUCUCACCAGACCCCUCUUCUGAGACCCCCCACCCUGGGUCUGGGAUUGGCCAGUGGGGGGGGGGGCAGGCGUGAGGACCCGUAGGAGCCUGGGGGUGCCUGCUUUAUUUCCAGGGGCAGUACCUGCCCCCUCUGCCCUCGCAGGGCCCACCCUACUCUCUGGGCCUCUGCGUAAGGCCCCUGACCACGCUCCGUGAGUUCUGCUCUCCCGGACCGCCCUACUUCAUAGAUGUUGUGAAUUGAAGCCUCCCUGCCCCACCCCAGGCUACGUGAUUGUGUUGGUGGUUGAUCCUGACGUGCUGGUGCUGUGUACCCCCACCUGGGCUCCCUCCUCAGAGGCCCCUUGCCGGUGACACUACCUGGGGCUCAGGCCUGGCCCCCCCCAGUUCACGGUUGUUCCCGGGAGCCGUCCUCUCCCAUCGUGUCUGUACCUUGGGAGCUGCUGCUGCUGCUUACAGAAUUAUAUUUUUUCUUUUGAAGAGUUUUAAGAAGUUGUUAACUUUUUGUGUCUUGUCCUGUAAGAAGAUAAAUAAAUAUUCUAAGUAGA